UCAACUCGACCUCUCCCCCAUCGAGAGAGAGAGAGAGAGAGGGAAGGUCCGAGCUAGGACUAGGGUUUUGGUUUUGCCAGAGGAAGAGGAAGAAGAAGAAACAGAGAAGGUUGAGGAAGAAAGGGGAUAAAGUUAAGGUUUUCCGUGAUCAAAGGACUCUCCGGUGGUCAAUCUUCUUCCUUACAACGCCGUUUGGCUUCUUUACUUCCAUUCUGUUCUUUUUCGCAUUUACAUUUUUGGUUAAAGAACCGACUGCGUGGAACUAGAAGUUUCUGGCGGCGUUUGUUCUGGAUGACCCCCAAAGGACUGGUGUUAGGAUUGCUCUGAAGGCUGAGGGGAGAUGGAGGACGGUAAGCAUCGUUCUCGGAAGGAUGACUCGGAGAAGAAGGAAGAAGGGAGGAGUCGAGAUCGUGACCGGGAUCGCGAACGGGAGAGAGAGAAGAAUAGGGAUAGGGAGAAGGAUCGAGAGAGGAACGGGGAGAGGCAUAAGGACAGGGACAGGGCAAGGGAUCGUGAUCACCGGAGGGGAGAGCGCGAGAAGAGUUCGGAGGACAAAUACAGAGAGAAGCACAGGGAUUCCUCGAGGAAGGAGUCUGAGAGCGAUGGGAGGAGUAGCAGGCGUCGGGAUGAGAAGGAGCGGGCAAAGGAGAAGGAAAGAGAAAGAGAAAGGGAAGAGAGGGAGAGAGAUGAGAAGGAAAGAGCUAGAGAAAGGGAGAGGGAGAAGGAGAGGGAUGAGAAGGAAAGAGCUAGAGAAAAGGAGAAGGAGGAAAGGGAAAGAACCAGGGAGAGGGAAAGAGACAGGGAGAGGGAAAGGGUGAGGGAACGGGAUAAGCGCAGAGAUUCUGAAGACAGAGACACCGAAGAGAUGAGGGAUCAUGAGCGGAAAAGGCGGAGAAGGGAGGAAGACUCAGGGAGAGAGAGGGACCGGGAUAGGGACAGAGAAAGGGAAAGGAGUAGGUCAGAUAGGCACAAGGAAGAAAGUGAAGAGGAUGGUAAGAGGAGGAAAGGGGUUGAGGAGAUUGAGGGUAAGGAUAAGAAGAGCCGGGAGGAGCGUCUGGAGGAAGAACAGAGAAAGUUGGAUGAGGAGAUGGAUAAGAGGAGGAGGAGGGUUCAGGAAUGGCAAGAAUUGAGGAGAAAGCAAGAAGAAAGUGAAAGAGAGAAGCAGGGAGCCGAGAAAGCCGGGAAGAAUUGGACAUUGGAAGGGGAAGAAUCCGAUGAUGAAGAAGCCGUCCCUGACGCCAAUACUGAUGCACCACCAAAGGAUUCCGACAUGAAUGAAGUUGUAAAACCUGCCACCGGAAGCGAUGAUUUCAUGAUGGAUGAUUCUGAGAAUGGGACCGGGACGAACACAAACCAAACAGAACAAACGAAUGACGAAGAGGAAAUUGAUCCACUAGAUGCCUUCAUGAACUCUAUGGUGCUGCCUGAAGUGGAAAAAUUGAAUAGUGCAGUUGAGAACUCAGCGGUUGACAUCAAGAUGGAUGAAGGCGAAAACAAGUCUCUGAAGGAGGUGCGUAACAGUAUCAAGGAAAUAAAGAAGGGCCCUAAGAAAGGUAUGGGGAGGAUUCUUCCCGGAGAAGCUUCUGAUUCAGAUUAUGAGGAGCCUGAGGAUGAUGAGGUUCCUCUUGAAGAAGAAGAUGAUGAUGAAUUCAUGAAAAGAGUUAAGAAGACCAAGGCUGAGAAGCUAUCAAUUGUCGACCACUCUAAAAUACAGUAUGCCCCAUUUCGGAAGAACUUCUAUAUUGAAGUGAAAGAGAUAUUCAAGAUGACAUCUGAGGAGGUUUCUGCUUAUAGGAAACAACUUGAAUUGAAAAUCCACGGAAAAGAUGUUCCCAAGCCUGUCAAAACAUGGAAUCAGACUGGGUUGUCUACCAAAAUCCUUGAAGUCAUUAAGAAGCUUAACUUUGAGAGGCCGAUGCCGAUUCAAGCCCAAGCUUUACCAAUAAUUAUGAGUGGCCGUGACUGCAUAGGUAUAGCAAAGACUGGUUCCGGAAAAACUUUGGCAUUUGUGUUACCGAUGCUCCGGCAUAUCAAGGAUCAGCCUCCUGUGGUCGCUGGUGACGGACCCAUUGGCCUUAUAAUGGCACCUACAAGAGAGCUCGUUCAGCAGAUUCAUGGUGAUAUCAAGAAGUUUUCUAAGGUAAUGGGAUUGAACUGUGUUGCUGUAUAUGGAGGCUCUGGCGUUGCCCAACAGAUAAGUGACCUGAAGAGAGGAACGGAAAUUGUUGUCUGCACCCCUGGUAGAAUGAUUGAUAUAUUGUGCACGAGCGGUGGGAAGAUAACCAAUGUUCGCAGAGUUACAUACUUGGUCAUGGAUGAGGCUGAUCGGAUGUUUGAUAUGGGGUUUGAACCUCAGAUCACAAGGAUUGUUCAGAAUACCAGGCCAGAUCGACAGACAGUCCUUUUCUCUGCAACCUUUCCCCGGCAAGUGGAAAUAUUGGCUAGAAAGGUGCUAACAAAACCAGUGGAGAUCCAGGUUGGAGGAAGAAGUGUUGUUAACAGGGACAUAACCCAAAGGGUGGAGGUGAGACCAGAGGAAGAGAAAUUUUUGAGGCUUCUCGAACUGUUAGGAGAGGAAUAUGAGAAAGGGAAGAUUCUCAUUUUUGUUCACUCACAGGAAAAAUGCGAUUCGUUAUUCAAGGAUUUGCUAAAGCAUGGUUACCCAUGUCUUUCUCUCCAUGGUGCCAAGGAUCAGACAGACAGAGAGUCGACCAUUUCAGAUUUCAAAAGCAACGUUUGCAAUCUCUUGAUCGCAACCAGCGUUGCUGCCAGGGGACUGGAUGUUAAAGAGCUUGAACUAGUGGUGAACUUUGAUGUCCCAAACCACUAUGAAGACUAUGUUCACCGAGUUGGUCGAACGGGACGAGCAGGCCGUCCAGGUAAGGCCUUCACUUUCAUCUCCGAGGAUGAGGCUAGAUAUGCACCUGAUCUUGUGAAAGCCUUGGAGCUGUCUGAGCAAGUUGUUCCUGCUGAUCUUAAGGCACUUGCUGAUGGGUUCAUGGCAAAGGUGACUCAGGGAACGGAACAUGCACAUGGAACAGGUUAUGGUGGGAGUGGUUUUAAGUUCAACGAGGAGGAAGAUGAAGCUCGUAAAGCAGCUAAGAAAGCUCAAGCGCGGGAAUAUGGCUUUGAAGAAGAUAAGUCCGAUUCAGAUUCGGAAGAUGAAGGUGUUCGUAAGGCAGGAGCUGAUUUAUCACAGGCCGCUACAUUUGCUCAAGUGGCAGCUUUGGCUGCAGCUUCAAAAGCUGCAAUUACAACUGCUCCAUCGCCAGCAACCACAGCUCCAUUCCUUCCAAAUGGGGGGCUCGGUGUCCUGCCUUCUUUGGCCAUUCCUGGUCUACAAAGUCUGCCUGGAGCUGCAUCUCUUUCGGUGCUGCCCAAUGAUGCUGCUGCACGAGCAACUGCAUUAGCUGCUGCAAUGAACUUGCAACAUAAUUUGGCAAAAAUACAGGCAGAUGCCAUGCCUGAACAUUAUGAAGCAGAGUUGGAAAUUAAUGAUUUCCCUCAAAAUUGUCGUUGGAAGGUGACCCACAAGGAGACCUUGGGUCCCAUCUCCGAAUGGACUGGAGCUGCAAUCACCACCAGAGGACAGUAUUUUCCACCCGGUAAGAUACCUAGUCCAGGGGAAAGAAAACUGUACUUGUUUAUUGAAGGUCCAACAGAAUCAUCCGUCAAGAAGGCUAAAGCUGAACUGAAACGAGUGCUCGAGGACUAUACUGCGCAGGCAUUAUCGUUGCCUGGUGCAGGACAGCCAGGCAAGUACUCCGUUCUGUAGUGACUUUUUGGUAUAACACAUUGUUUCUCGUAUUUCGAUGACUUUGUCAAUACAAGUAUUAAGAUGGAUUUCGCCUUAAAUCUUUCCGUCUUAGUUCUCUUUUUCUGCUGUACUUUAAUUGUUCUAUUCUGGAUAUUAAGUUUAACCUCAUAAAGAUGGCUGCUUGAACAAGCUCGAUUUUGUUGUACCUUUCAAAUUUGAGUUGCUUAUCCCUGUUUUAAGUGAACGUUGGUAUGGUUUGAUGCUUGAAAUCACCCACCGAUCCACCUGCAAUGUCCGGGCCCACGAUGGAUGCUGUUCAGCAUGACAUAGCGUAGUCGUUAGGCGCCUCAUGUUGAGUGCUAUCCAUCUUGGAGUAAGGAUGGUGGAUUUUUCGGGUGUAUUAUACUUUUCCAUUUGUAGUCUAACAUCUACCAACUGAAAAAAGUGUGAACUUGAUUGUAUCAAUUGCAAGAGGGCACGUAUUUCUUUAACUUUACGAGUACUUUUCUGUGCUUUCUUCUUGCAUUUAUUUCUUUUUAUGCUUUGUGACCAAGGAGAAGAAGCGGACCCUUGCAUGGCUUUAUGCAAGUAUGCUUGCCUGUGUGCUAAUGGGAGUCAGGUCGAGGAAAAGAUGGCGGUCAUGGUGGUCUUUUGGGCUCUGCAAUCCAUAAGCGUUGCCGACGUUCUUCAAGCGUCAUGUCUCUCGUGUUGUAAAUUAAGUGGCAUUUUUUCUUUCAUGUCAAUGGACGUUGUAAAUGUUGAACAUGUGUCCACUGCCGUGGAUGCCUUUAUCAUAUGCUCCUCUGCUCCUAUACAAGUACUCCGUGAUUUUUUUUGUU
Messenger RNA from Nymphaea colorata (pocket water lily), 4596 nucleotides. Its product is annotated as DEAD-box ATP-dependent RNA helicase 42-like. Gene Ontology annotation, molecular function: ATP binding; nucleic acid binding; RNA helicase activity. Bases 341 to 3775 code for a protein of 1144 amino acids. Lineage: Eukaryota; Viridiplantae; Streptophyta; Magnoliopsida; Nymphaeales; Nymphaeaceae. The record is from RefSeq and is a predicted model, not a curated record. The transcript is spliced from 2 exons. Gene Ontology annotation, cellular component: nucleus. Gene Ontology annotation, biological process: mRNA splicing, via spliceosome.